This is a messenger RNA of Thrips palmi, 5555 nucleotides long. RefSeq names its product serine/arginine repetitive matrix protein 2-like. The transcript has 8 exons. Lineage: Eukaryota; Metazoa; Arthropoda; Insecta; Thysanoptera; Thripidae. The record is from RefSeq and is a predicted model, not a curated record. Bases 260 to 4966 code for a protein of 1568 amino acids.
CAACAGCCUCCUCCUCCUCCUUCCUCGUCCCCUUCCCCGCCGCGCCCCGCCGCCAGUUUGUCUCAGUUCUUCUCGGCCCGCGCCUUCGUCUGUUCUCCGCUCUAGAGCCGCGUUCCGUGAGUCCAGCCAGUUCGGACCGAGAGGACCUAGAGUGCAGUUCAUUUCUGCCCCAGCGACUAGGUUCAGGACUAGUUUCAUUCCCGAGGAUGCAACGAGCCUACGGCCAGGACAGCGUUUCGGGCACACACAGGUUCACAAGAUGCGGCGUGGAGGGCGCCACACCGUCGCUCCUAGACAGCUUUUUGGCAACUCGUCGCGCUUCCAGAACGGCGAGAUGGGCGGCCCCUGUGACCGCGAUGACAGGCCCUGGGCCAACAACAACAACAACAUGUACUGGACGCCGCAGCCGGUGCCGGCUCCGCAGCCCCAGCAGCCUCGCGCCUACAACGGCUACCGCCCUCCCAACAACAACUACCAGAACAACAACAACAACAAUUACUACAGCACCCCUGUGACGUGGCACCACUACCAAGGCGGUCGCCAGCAGGCAGACUGCACGCCGCCAACGCCGCCGCAGCAGCAGGGCUGGCAAGGCUGGCAGCAGGGACCGCAGCAGGGCUGGUCGUCACAGCCAGCACCCUCAGCACACCCGCCGUCACAGCAUUUCACUCCAAAUUGGCCGCCACAGCAACAACAACAACAGUCCCAGGAACAACAUCAACAACACUAUCAACCUGCACCAUCAACCAAGUAUCAACCUAACCAGCAACCCCAGCAAUAUUCUUGGCCGCCAAAUGGCAACGGGUACCAGGGCGAGUACGUCGCCUACCCCAACCCCUCCAGGGACCCGCGCCAGUUCGCGCCUAGCAGGCGGCAGCAGCAGCAGCAAGAAUGGUCCCAGCGGCAUGUGACUCCCGUGCAGGUAGACCUCCAGGAUAAUGAUCCCAGCCAGGAGUACCGGGACCCGUCUUUCCCACAGCAAGAGCAGCACUGGCACCAAGAAGCGCCGCGGCAGGAGCCCCGCCGGCAGUCUUUCCCUUCUUCUAGUGGACCCGCCGUAGCGUCAGUACGGCCGUGGCAGGUGGAAGCGCCAGUUACUACUCCUUUAGCCACGGAGCGCUGCAGGCCUGAAGCUUCACAAAAUGCCAUGACGGCACAGCAGCUGAGAAACUUGAGUGCCAAUGCAAUAGCGAGGUACAGGACCAGCUCGCCCCCACGUGGCAGUGCCACGACUCCGAAGCGGUCCAGGUGGGACCAAAAGCCGCCUUCUACCCCUAAGCUACAGCAGGCGGAUGUGGCCACCGCCAGACCUAGUUCGCGGACGGAAGCCGCCCCGUCCAGGCCAAGCUCGCGGACGGAGGCUGCGCCGUCCAGUCUACAGCAAGCGCAUGUUGCCACCGCCAAACCAAGCUCGCGGACGGAAGCUGCGCCGUCCAGUCUACAGCAAGCGCAUGUUGCCACCGCCAGACCUAGUUCGCGGACGGAAGCUGCGCCGUCCAGUCUACAGCAAGCGCAUGUUGCCACCGCCAGACCUAGUUCGCGGACGGAAGCCGCCCCGUCCAGGCCAAGCUCGCGGACGGAGGCUGCGCCGUCCAGUCUACAGCAAGCGCAUGUUGCCACCGCCAAACCAAGCUCGCGGACGGAAGAUGCCAGAUCCGGUUUCCGGUCGGAUGUUGCCUCGAGACCUCGGCAGUCGGAUGUCGCCACCCCGAAAGCUGGUUCGCGGCCGGAUCCGCGUACAGAGUUUUUGAGAGCCAGUUCGCGGUCCGAUGCUGCCAGGAGCGAUCCUCGGAUGGAUGCGACGAGCUCGGCGAGCUCCAGAAGUCACGUGGAGGCUCCUCCAGGAAGACCCAAGCACCAGACACCCAAGCCCACCUCUUCGAAGCCCCCUCGGUUGGAUUCUCACAUCCCUCAGCUUCCGCCGAGCACUCCACCAAGCACUGCGAAGCGCCCGCGGUCGGAUGCUGAGGUUCCCCAGCCUGCGCCAAGCACUCCACCAAGCACUUCGAAGCGCCCGCGGUCGGAUGCUGAGGUUCCCCAGCCUGCGCCAAGCACUCCACCAAGCACUUCGAAGCGCCCGCGGUCGGAUGCUGAGGCUCCCCAGCCUGCGCCAAGCACUCCAUCAAGCACUUCGAAGCGUCCUCGGUCGGAAGCUGAGAUUCCUCAGCCUCCACCUGGUAGCAGUACUUCGAGGCCCCCCACGUCCGAUGCUGUUCUUCCCCAGCCUCCACAAGGCGCUUCCGUGCGGACCCCUCAGAUGGAAGCUGCAAUUCCCCAGUCAAGCUCUGCUUCGAGGUCAAAGCCUGGUCAGUCAGAAGCAGCCUCCACUCCCAGGCGGCGGCAAUCGGACGCGGACUCCGCUAUCCAAGACUCCGAUCGUGCCCAUGUCAAGUCCAAGCGGUCAUCCAUUGAAGCAAGUACAUCAAAGGCGUCGAAUUCAUCAUCUGGUGAUGUAGUGAAGGACACGGCUGAUCGAAGUGACAGCAGCGAGAAGCAUGCAUCUAAAAGUUCCAGGAGUAAAUCGAAGAAGUCCAGAUCAUCCUCCCAUUCAUCAACAUCCAAGCACCGCACGAAGACACCAGAAAGGUCAGCCCCUGCUCAUGAAGAAUCUGCCAAGAAAAAAUCUUCGAAGGCUUCGUCAAGUACAAGAGACAGCAAAACUAGGUCCUCGUCCUCAUCCAAGAUAUCAUCUUCAACUGAUAAACAGCCCAAAGAAGAUUUAGGGAAGUCCAGCAAUGGAAACUCCGCUUUAAAUCCUCCUAAAUUUAAUGCCAACUUCAGAAUACCCAAAACUUCAAAAUUGCCUAAUCCUCUGUUAGAUGCCCAAGAAACUCCCAAGAGCACUAAAAAGUCACCCACCACCUGGUUGCAGCAAGGCUCCACACCAAAGCCUGCAGCCCCUGGCUCCAAAAUCCAUAUCACCCCGAGCUGCAGUGCUUCUGAGGAGAGUCCCCAAGACCCCGAAAACAGAAGGCCGAAAAGUUCAGGCUCUGACUAUGAGCUUAUGAAUGUUUUAAGUGGGGAAACUGCUGUUGAUUUGGCAGCAGAAGUUAGGGCUGCAAGACGUCAAAAGCGUACUUGCACCAGUUGUGCUCCGGAGAAGACAAAAACAAAAAAACUCAAGGAAACAGAGUUAGUGAAGAAACAAUCUACCACCAAGACCAAGACUCGUCCUGAUUCUGAAGAGAAUGCUAGGUCAAGACUAACACCGAAGCGCCGUAGCAGGAAGGGAAGUGAUGAAAGUGACUGGACUCCCCCGAAACGGUCUAGAUCUGCAAGAAGUAGAUGCUCCAAUCUAUCGUCGGAACCACCAUCUCCUCCACGUUCUGGUAUUGCGAGCAGGACCAGAAGCAGAACAAGGUCGCCAUCUGCAAAGAGAACUAAUGUCUUGGGAUUUUCUAAUCCAUAUGACUCGAGUGAUAGUGAUGACGAUGAUAGAGUUGUCGGAAGCACUUGGACCAAUGAGAGCAUGGCCCAUUGGGCAACAGGUGAUGAUACUUCGGAAGCUGAAAAGAGCCCACCAUCGGCUGUGGAGGAAAUGUUCAAAAGACUCCAACGGGACAACCAAAAGAAGAAGGAGAUUGUCUACGCUCAGCCGGCUAAUUACACGACCUUAUCAACCUGCUUAACUGCUCAAGAAUCAUUACUGGCCUCACCCCCGAUGCCGUUUUUAUUGCCACAAGAUGAGAUAAGCCCUGCUAACAGGCAAGAAAUGCCCCAUUUGACCAGGACACCCUCUUCUGGACCUUCAAUUGGCGACCCAACAUCAUCACCUCCCUCUGUUCCUUCUCAGCAUGAAAGACAAGUUACGACACCACCACCACUUGGGAGAGAAGUUUCGCCUGCAAUCCCAAUGCUACCUCAAGAGAAAGAGUGCCAGCACCGACCAGCUUCAGAUCCCAAGCUAAGUGGGGAUACAGUAGUUGCUGCUACUGCUGAACAAACUGUUAAUGAAGUCGCAAAGAAAGAAGAUAAGGAGCAUGCAGGCAAUGUCGAGGAAAUUGUUUUGGAGGAUAUUUCUGAAGAUCCCGGAGAUGUUGAGGUUGUUGGGGGAGUGGGUUGUCCACUAUCACCACCAAUCGCCGAAUUCAUUGAUCUAGAAGAUCAACCACCAAUUGAUGUUCAUCUCCCAAUUCAGGAGCUGUGGAACAAAUUACAGCCAUCUAUCAGGAAUACAAUUGAGACACUAGAAGACACUUUAAAAUUAGCCAACAGCUCAAUUGUUACAUUCGUUGAACAGUUCAAUGAAGCUGAAAAAAUGAAAACUAGGAGCUUACGGGAAGAGCAAUUCCAGAGUCUCCGGGAUGACUUUAGGUCCAAAUUUUCUUUGUCCUAUCAAAGAACAGAAAAUGCAUUUUUGCAUCUGCUUUCUCAUUUCAAGGAGAAGGAUUUGUACUGUGUUUUGCGUAAGAGACUUUGUACCACAACUGACUUGAGUGAUCCUCAAAGUUCCAUAGAAGACAUGAAGACCCUAUUUCAGACCGUGACCAGCUCGUCUAAAUUAGAGCUUACCAGGAAUUGCAGUUGCAAUGUGAGCCUUGCAGCAAAACUUUUCAACAUGCACCGGACAAAACGAGAAUAUCAAAUGGAUUUGAAUAGUCCCAUGAAGACUGCUGGAUCACGAGUUCAAGGUGUGGAGCCAUUACCCCAUGGAAAUCAAGCAGGAGGAAGUGGAGCAACUUCAACUGAAUCAACUUUUAACAAAAGGCUUCGUACACCAUCCAGGGACAGUGGAUACACUUCCCCCCACCGGGUUCUUCAACCCUCAAAUGAGGAUCCAGUGGGGUCUGAUGAUGAUUUGGGCCACGUCGAAAUUCCAACUUGCAUUCAGUGCAUCAAAACUGCAACCUUAAGAUGCCCUGCGUGUCCUGAUAUUUAUUAUUGUAGUACAAAUUGCCAGAAAAUGCACUGGGUCAGUCACAUCAAUACGUGUGGCUAUAGGAAUUUGUCUAGUCCCCAAACCUGAAAGUACAAAGCUAGCUUCUCUCUUACAAGUGUAUAUGUUUAGUUUUUUUUUUGUGUUUUGUUUUAAGGUUAAUGAUAGUAUGUAAACCAUUACAUAUGUUUUUAUGUAUGUGCCUUAUAGUUUGUACUAUAGCUCAUAACUAUUAUUUGUUACUUUAUGUUGUCAGUAAGUGCAGAUUUGUUUUGCAUGAUAAGUUACACUGAGUUUUGUUUUAAAAUUUCCUUAAUUAAUUGUAUGUAUCUCAAACAAUGUACCUGUUCAACCAAAUUUCAGUACUCCUGUAAUUUUCAACAGCAUGUGUAUCUAUGUUUAUUGAUUUUUUAAAAUGUGUGAUCUCAUGGUAAUUGUAAGUUUAUAGUCUUUGUUGUCAACACAUUCAUAACUUUUACUUAGUUAUCUUUUCCAAGACUGUUAAAUAUAUACUAUUACUUACUGUACAUAUAAAUUGAAUCUUUUAGACAACAAGGUAACAUUGGUUUUCAUCAAGUUUCCAGGCAUUAUUCUACUUCUAAUUAACAUCAACAAAUGAUAUACAUAAAGAAAAAAGAAGAUCUGAAGUUAGAAAAUUAAAUCUUAGCCUGCUGAUUCA